CUAGAAAGAUUUGGAAAGGGAUAUUUGUCACACUGCUCUUCUCAGUUCUCAUCUCACCUCAUCUCCUCAAUCGCCGCCGUUCGCCGGAAAAUUUCAUUGCGAUUUCUCGGCCGUGAGGUUUGUUUGUUUUUUUCGAUAUGCAAGAUAUUCAUUCGAUUGGCGGUGGAGGAGGAGGGCGGUUGUUUGGCGGCGGCGGCGAUAGGCGGCUCCGGCCGAACCAGCAUCACAACCUGCCGGCGUUGAAGUGCCCCCGAUGCGACUCGCUCAACACCAAAUUUUGCUAUUACAAUAACUACAACCUCUCGCAGCCGCGUCACUUCUGUAAGAGCUGCCGGAGGUACUGGACCAAAGGCGGCGUCCUCCGUAACGUCCCCGUCGGCGGCGGCUGCCGGAAAAGCAAGCGAUCUAAACCUAAAUCGACCGCUUCUGCUUCGGCUUCUACGCCUGCCGACGCUUCGCAGGAGUGCAAAUCGAAUUCUCAUUCCAGUAGCGAGAGCUCGAGCCUCACCGGCGCCGGAACCGCCUCCGCCGCCGCCGAAGUCGCGUCGACGAGUACUGCAACGAAUUUAGCGUCGAAUUUAGUAAAUUACUCGGACUCCGCCGCCUUCUUCAUUCCUCCGAGCUCAAGCCCUAGCUUCGAUCAGCCGCUUCUAGAUCAUUCCUCUAACGACCAUAUCUUCCAGGAUAUUGGAACCUUCUCGAACAUGAUCACUCCCUCCAACGAACCCUCCCUAUUAGGGUUCGCCAAUAUGGCCGACAUUUCCCCGACGUUCCAGAUUCAACAGAGCCAGCCAGGGCAGGACGCUCACUGGCCGCAACCGGAAAAGAUAGCCGAUCAGAAUUUCAAUCCGCCGGAGAUCACGGCGGCAGGGUUUUUAGAUCAGACGUCUCAGAUUGAUUUCCCCAGCUUGAACCAGCAACAGAGCAGGGAAACCAACGCCGCCCUUCCUCCACUGGAUUGGCAACCCGGCGGCGGCGGAGAUCAAGAGCUCUUUGAUCUCCCCGGAGCCGUCGAUCAAUCAUACUGGAAUCAAACACAGUGGGGUUGAAAAUUCACCAUCCUCCCUGAAUUUUACCUCCCUUAAUCUCCAGAAAUUUUUAACUCUCCACAAAUUCAGAUUAAAAAAAAAAAAAAAGGGAUGAGGAAUAUUGUAAGGAUUGCUGCUCUGAUAUGUAAAUUCAGUUUUAUAAUUUUCAUUUUUUUUUUAUUAAUGAGGUGAGAUUUGGUUGAGAUUAUUAUGUAAUUUCUUUCUAUAUAUUCUCAAUUAUAUAUAUAUGCAACUGACCUUCAUGUUUUGUUACA
This is a messenger RNA of Ipomoea triloba (trilobed morning glory), 1303 nucleotides long. RefSeq names its product dof zinc finger protein DOF5.4. Gene Ontology annotation, molecular function: DNA binding; DNA-binding transcription factor activity. The coding region runs from base 138 to 1049 and encodes 303 amino acids. Lineage: Eukaryota; Viridiplantae; Streptophyta; Magnoliopsida; Solanales; Convolvulaceae. Gene Ontology annotation, biological process: regulation of DNA-templated transcription. The record is from RefSeq and is a predicted model, not a curated record. The transcript has a single exon.